ACCAAAGAAAUCAGCUGUUUCCGUAUUUAAUCGCAAUGUCAAAACAAGUGCCGACGGUUCGUCUUUGCAAUGGACACGAAAUCCCGGUCCUCGGUUAUGGGACAUAUUUGGCCCAACAAGGACAGUGUGUGGAGCUGGUAAAGAAAGCGAUCGACAUCGGGUACCGGCACAUCGAUACGGCUUUCCUGUACGAGAAUGAGGUCGAAAUCGGGCAAGCGGUACGGGCAAAGAUCGCCGACGGUGUUAUCCGCCGUGAAGACAUAUUCGUAACGACCAAACUGUGGAACACGUUUCACGAUCCGCAGCACGUUGAGGAAGCAUUCCGGCGAUCAUACGAUAUGCUUGACCUUGGAUACAUUGAUCUGUUCCUGAUGCAUUCGCCGAUGGGUUUACAGUUUGCCGGGUACGAGUACGGCGAUAUGCAACCGAAGGAUGCGGAUGGGAACAUGCUGUUCGAUGAGAUAGAUUACGUGGAAACGUGGAAAGCGAUGGAAAAGCUGGUUACAUCCGGGAAGGUGCGCAGUAUCGGACUGUCCAAUUUUAAUAGUGAACAAAUCGACCGUAUUCUUGAGAUAGCUACCGUAAAGCCGGUUGUUAAUCAGGUGGAAGCAAAUCCGGGUUACGAUCAGCGCAAGUUGAUUGCGUUUUGUAAGGAGCGUGGUAUCGUUGUGACGGCGUACGGACCGAUGGGAAGACCGCAUAGGACAACGUACGGUAAUCGUAAUGCACUGGACGAUCCAAAGGUGUUGGAAAUAGGUCGAAAGUAUGGAAAAACUGGUGGACAAGUUAUACUCCGAUAUUUGCUCGACAUCGGAACCAUACCAAUUCCGUACUCAACCAACGAUGAACGCAUGCGGCAAAAUAUUGAUGUUUGUGAUUUCAAGCUGAAUGAGGAAGAAAUUGAAUAUCUUGCCUCGUUUCACUCGGUACGCACGAUUCCAUUUUUGCCCCUGAAGUCGCACAAGUACUACCCGUUCAACAUAGAAUUUUGA
Messenger RNA from Anopheles maculipalpis, 992 nucleotides. RefSeq names its product 1,5-anhydro-D-fructose reductase-like. Gene Ontology annotation, cellular component: cytosol. The transcript has 3 exons. The record is from RefSeq and is a predicted model, not a curated record. Lineage: Eukaryota; Metazoa; Arthropoda; Insecta; Diptera; Culicidae. The coding region runs from base 36 to 992 and encodes 318 amino acids. Gene Ontology annotation, molecular function: aldose reductase (NADPH) activity.